Dissoconium aciculare CBS 342.82 is the source of this 2281-nucleotide messenger RNA. RefSeq lists its product as uncharacterized. The record is from RefSeq and is a predicted model, not a curated record. The transcript has 2 exons. NCBI's taxonomy places the organism in Eukaryota, Fungi, Ascomycota, Dothideomycetes, Mycosphaerellales, Dissoconiaceae. The coding region runs from base 259 to 2166 and encodes 635 amino acids.
CAGACACGAAAGGAAAAGGCAGGAGAAAUUCCAUCACGUGGACCAACGUGUGUGUAGCAGUACGCGCCGUGCAGCGAUGUUUGAUAUCAGCACCACUGUAUCUCGGCGAGCAAUAUCAAGCUUCGUAUAUACGCUCUGAUCGUUUCAUUUUUCCUUGGUCUUUUCUUGGGUUUUUGACACAUUGCAAAAGUAAUCACCACUAUUGAUAUAUUUCAGAAAUCCAUUUCUAAGUUGAACUGCCCGCUACGGCACCCGCAAAUGGCAAUCCAGGGAACGACAGAACGCGAUCAGUGUGAGCUUCAGAAACAAAAGUCCAUACGAUCCAUAGCACGGCAACUUCAACGCCCAGAAUCAAGCAGCUACGAAGCAUUCGCAGCCAAUUUCAAGCCAAUUCGCAAAAGCGAAGGAAGGCCUCUAAGACGAGCUGCCUCCUCGAUUUACAGUGCUGAAGACAUAUUGGAGGAGCGAUCACCAACAUCGGAUUCUGGCCGUCGAAGAUCAGAGUCGUUCGAUAAAGUUUUUGCAUCCUUCGCAAAUGAUGUAGAUUCAUGGUCCAAACUCGGCUCUCUGCCUUCAUUGACGCAGCUCGGGAACAGACGCACAAUUGAUCCGGAGGCCGCUGCAGAGCUCGACACAUGGACAGAUCAACUCCUUGCAGAUUACGAUGAAGAAGACAGUGUCAAUGGUGCCGAUAGUGAUACAGAUCGUGUAUGGACUCCGGUACACAAUGGAUCAUCAGGCUUCACGACCCCAGAGAAGGAGCCAAAGAAGAUCAAAGUGCCACAAGUCGCACUACCUGAAGAUGACGACUCAGAUUUCAGAAUGCGAAGAAGCUCACCGAAGAAAGAUGACGAGCCGGUCUUCAGAGUGCCGCAAGUCGCAUUGCCGGAAGAUGACGAACCGGUGUUCCGGGUGCCGCGAGUUGCAUUGACGAAGGAUGAGGAGACUGAGGUCAAGGUACCACAAGUAUCAGUAGAGGAGGAGUACUUCGUGCAUAGCACGGACGAGUUCCCACGUUAUUCGGAAGACGUCUCCUUACAUGAUCCAGACACCAUCAAGCACUCGCAAAUCGAAGAGCCCACUUCGCGAUCACGAUUUGACGACAUUGAGCUCCCACGAAACGAAACUGCCAAUCCGCAGGCACGAUUUAGCGCGAUCGUGCAGCCAGUGAAGCCACAUGUCCCACUUGAAGCAAAGGAAUUGAAGUCGAAGAAAAAGAAGCAGAAGAAGCCAAAGAAAUAUUCUGAAUCCGGCAAAGCCACCGAAAAGUCCUUGGUCACGACCAUCGACGUUGAUCUCAAUGGAGGAUUGGUCAAAGAACGAGCAAUCCCACGAGGCUUCAACGAGACACCAAGUGAGGUGAUGGCGGCUAAAGACGAUGCAAAGGACCUUGUGGUAGAGUCUACGGCUGGCGCCAAGCCAAAGCAGUCGAAGCUUGGUCUACUUGAUCGCAUCGAUGUCCUUUUAUUUGGAGAAUUACCUCCGUCCAAGUCGCCCAUAGUCGACUUCAACCAAGCACGGGAACGACAUUUGGACGCUGACAGACCGCGUUUGAAAGUAAAUGUUCCCCCGUCAGCCAUCACGAAUGAGCGCUUUGUGCUUCAACCAGUGCCACAUGGAGCUCACCGUCGUCCGCCAAGGCCAAGAAGGUCGCCUCCACUCGGUGCCAACACGAACAAAGAGCUCCCACCACCUCCAAGCCCAACCUCUGCUCGCCGGCGGACACAAAACCCUGGGUUGGGAAUUCAAAUGCGAUCACGUGUGGAACAUUUCGACCUCGCUACGCUACACGAUAGGACGGUCCAGAACAGAGGCUAUAAUCCACCCGUUCACGCCGCUGCGCCUGCAGUACCGCCCAGCAACGACACAACGCGCCGCGAAAUGAGCGACUCUCGCCGUUACCAUCCUCCUGUCAGAACGAGAAGCCGCGCUGGGAGUCGAGCACGUCGACCACGCCGGAAGAGCACGGACACUGGAAAGUCUCAGCGAGAUGCUCCAGCUCGCCAGGACAUGAUUCUUCGACCUGCUGCAACAUUUCCCCGAUCUGGAGAGCCUGUGGGAAAUAUGCAGGAUGAUCACGACAUGAGACAAGCAGGUCCGCGAGACACUGCUACCAUGUGGCUCCAUGCCACAGACGAGUUGAGCGGGAAGAAUACCUGGGUGUGAAGGAGGGACAUUACUGUAUUCUUCGUUUGAGAUUGUUGCGGAGUCGAGGCGCCAUCGGGUCUUCUUUGGGUAUCUAAUCGUGUAGUGAGUUCAGUCAGGAUCCUUGAUAGGCUCC